AUGGAACCCACCGCGGAGAGCGAGGAGGACAGUGGAGGAAGCGCGGCGACAGGGGAGUGCGUGAAUAGGAUUCCGGUGCCAAGACCGCCCUCCAUUGAGGAAUUCACCAUAGUGAAGCCCAUUAGCCGUGGCGCCUUCGGGAAAGUGUAUCUGGGGCAGAAAGGCGGCAAGUUUUAUGCAGUGAAGGUUGUCAAAAAAGCAGAAAUGAUCAACAAAAAUAUGACCCAUCAGGUGCAAGCUGAGAGAGAUGCACUGGCACUAAGCAAAAGUCCUUUUGUUGUCCAUUUGUACUAUUCACUGCAGUCAGCAAGCAAUGUCUACUUGAUAAUGGAAUAUCUUAUUGGUGGAGACGUCAAGUCUCUCCUACAUAUAUAUGGUUAUUUUGAUGAAGAGAUGGCUGUGAAAUACAUUUCUGAGGUAGCAUUGGCUCUAGACUACCUUCAUAGACAUGGAAUCAUCCACAGGGAUUUGAAACCAGACAAUAUGCUUAUUUCUAAUGAGGGUCAUAUUAAACUGACAGAUUUUGGCCUUUCCAAAGUUACUUUGAAUAGAGAUAUCAAUAUGAUGGAUAUCCUUACAACACCAUCAAUGGCUAAACCUAGACAAGAUUAUUCAAGAACCCCAGGACAAGUAUUAUCUCUCAUCAGCUCUUUGGGAUUUAACACACCAGUUGCAGAAAAAAACCAAGACUCUGCAGACAUCCUUUCAGCUCGCGUAUCUGAACCAUCACAGUUUUCUCAAGGACUUAUUUGUCCUAUGUCUAUAGAUCAAAAGGACACUACUCCUUAUUCUAGCAAACUACUAAAAUCAUGUCUUGAAACACUUGCCUGCAAUCCAGAUAUACCUGUGAAGUGUCUAACUUCUAAUCUACUACAGUCUAGGAAAAGGCUGGCUACGUCCAGUGCCAGUAGUCAGUCCCAAGCCUUCAUAUCCAGUGUGGAAUCAGAAUGCCACAGCAGUCCCAAAUGGGAAAAGGAUUGCCAGGAAAAUGAUGAGGCAUUGGGCUCUACAAGGAUGAGUUGGAAUACAGUUGAAAAGUUAUGUGAAAAACCUACAGAUGCCAUCGAGACUGCAAGUUUUAAUAAAAAGGAUCUUGAGUUAGUCCUUUCUCCCAUUCAUAACAGUAGUGCCAAUCCUACCACUGGGCUCUCUUGUGUAAACCUUGCUAAAAAAUGCUUCUCUGGGGAAGUUUCUUGGGAAGCAAGAAAACUGGAUAUAAAUAAUAUAAAUAUGGCCACUGACACAAGACAGCCUGGUUUCUAUCAGUCAGAUCAGUGGGCUAUGGAUUCUGGUGUCAUGUCUGAAGAGCACCUUGGGAAAAGAAGUUUAAAAAGAAAUUUUGAGUUGAUUGACUCCAGUCCUUGUCAGGAAACUAUACAGAAUAAAAAAAUUUGUGCAGAGUAUAAGCAUUGUAAUGACAUGAUAGAUUGUUACACAAAUCAAAGUACAGGCUUAACAGCCAAAGUACAGGACCUGAAGAUUUCAAUAUAUAGAAGUCAGCAAAAUGACUGUGCUAAUAAGGAGAACAUCAUCAAUUCUUUUAUUGAUAAACAACAAACACCAGAAAAAUUACCUAUACCAAUGAUAGCAAAAAACCUUAUGUGUGAACUGGAUGAAGAUUGUGAAAAGAAAAAUAAGAAGGACUACUUAAGUUCUAGUUUUCUUUGUUCUGAUGAUGAUAGAGCUUCUAAAUGUAUUUGUAUGGACUCUGAUUCAUCUUUUCCUGGAAGUUCUAUAAUGGAAAGUUCAUUAGAAAGGCAGUCCUUAGAUCCAGAUAAAAGCAUCAAAGAAUCCUCUUUUGAAGAAUCAAAUAUUGCAGAUCUACUUGUUGAAUCACCAAAUUGCCAAGAAAAUACCUUGCCUAAAGGUGAUGAGAACCCUUCUGUCCAAGACAGUAACCAAAAAAUGUUAGCUCCUUCUUCAGAGGUGUUGAAAAUGUUAACUCUGUCUAAAAGAAGUGCUGUAGCUUUUCGAAGUUUUAACAGUCAUAUUAAUGCAUCUAGUAACUCAGAGCCAUCCAAAAUGAGCAUUACUUGUUUAGAUGCAAUGGAUAUUUCGUGUGCUUAUAGUGGUUCAUAUCCCAUGGCUGUAACCCCUACUCAAAAAGGAAGAUCCUAUAUGCCAUAUCAGCAGACACCGAAUCAGAUCAAGUCAGGAACUCCAUACCGAACUCCAAAGAGUGUGAGAAGAGGGGCAGCCCCUGUGGAUGAUGGGCGAAUUCUAGGAACCCCAGACUACCUUGCACCUGAGCUGUUACUAGGCAGGGCCCAUGGAUUUCUGACUUUGGGUCCUGCAGUAGACUGGUGGGCACUUGGAGUUUGCUUGUUCGAAUUUCUAACAGGAAUUCCCCCUUUCAAUGAUGAAACAUCACAACAAGUAUUUCAGAAUAUUCUGAAAAGAGAUAUCCCUUGGCCAGAAGGUGAAGAAAAGUUAUCUGAUAAUGCUCAAAGUGCAGUGGAAAUGCUUUUAACCACUGAUGUUUCAAAGAGAGCUGGAAUGAAAGAGCUGAAACAUCAUCCUCUCUUCAGUGAUGUAGACUGGGAAAAUCUGCAGCAUCAAACUAUGCCUUUCAUACCCCAACCAGAUGACGAAACAGAUACAUCCUAUUUUGAAGCCAGGAAUAAUGCUCAGCACCUGACUGUAUCUGGAUUUAGUCUAUAGCACAUAAAUUUUCCUGUUAGUCUAACCUCGUGUUAUAGAAUAAGCUGACAUAAUUAUAUACUCCUUAAUACUAGACUGAUCUAAGGGCAAAAAUGAUUAUUUUACCUGGGCCAAUGAGCUUGUAAUGUACAUGACACCUUUCACAGAGUUCAAAGGCUAAAAGGAAU
Molecule: messenger RNA, 2828 nt
Organism: Cynocephalus volans (Philippine flying lemur)
Lineage: Eukaryota; Metazoa; Chordata; Mammalia; Dermoptera; Cynocephalidae
Gene: MASTL
Product: microtubule associated serine/threonine kinase like
Exons: 13
Coding region: 1-2661 (886 amino acids)
Biological process (GO): peptidyl-serine phosphorylation; intracellular signal transduction
Molecular function (GO): ATP binding; protein serine/threonine kinase activity
Source: RefSeq, a predicted model, not a curated record